Molecule: messenger RNA, 2306 nt
Organism: Pectinophora gossypiella (pink bollworm)
Lineage: Eukaryota; Metazoa; Arthropoda; Insecta; Lepidoptera; Gelechiidae
Product: alpha-amylase-like
Exons: 11
Coding region: 359-1903 (514 amino acids)
Biological process (GO): carbohydrate metabolic process
Molecular function (GO): alpha-amylase activity; cation binding
Source: RefSeq, a predicted model, not a curated record
UGAUUACUUAGGCACGUAUACUUACUUUGGAUACUAUCUGAUUAGUUUAAAAUUACAACAAAUCACAAUAUUCAAAUUAGUACUUCUUGAUACCGUUACCUCAUUAAAAGUGCUAGCAAAAGUGAGUUUAUUUUUAGAAAGAAUAUUUAACCGGUUCCGUGCCUAACCUAGCAUAAGUAUCUAUUACUUACCUGCAUAACAGGAAAAUGAUAAGAAUGAACUCCAGCGAUUUGCGUCAAAGUGAAUACAGGACAGUGUUAAUAAUUUAAAAGAAACUUAAAUCGUGAGUGCCCAGCUUAGAGAUUACAAUAGCAAACGUGACUGAGAAUAGAAGCUAAAUAGAUCUGAGUGAGUACAAAUGCAUUUCCCAUUAAUUCUGUGUCUGGUGGGGCUGGUAGCCUGCAACCACCAUCAUGAGAGAACCAAUCAGCUGCCAGGUCGCUCCACCAUCGUCCACCUCUUCGAGUGGAAGUGGACAGAUAUAGCUGAUGAGUGUGAGAGGUUUUUAGCUCCAAAGGGCUUCGGGGGAGUUCAGAUCUCACCACCAAACGAGAACGUAAUAGUUCAGUUAGAAGAUGGCAAGCGACCGUGGUAUGAGCGUUACCAGCCUAUGUCAUACAUCCUCACCACACGGUCGGGAAAUGAGCAAGAUUUUGUCAACAUGACGCGAAGAUGCAAUGCUGUUGGAGUCAGGAUAUAUGCAGACGUGGUGGUGAACCACAUGGCAGCCGACAACCCUAUAAACAGAGGAACAGCAGGUAGCACGGCAGAUUUCAAAAACGACUACUUUCCAGCCGUACCUUACAGUCAGGAACAUUUCCACCAUCCGGUGUGUUCUGUUAACGACUACAAUAAUGCUGCAGAGGUUCGCAAUUGCCAACUGGUGGGUCUCAAAGACUUGAACCAAACUAUGGACUACGUUCGUGGAAAAAUUGUCGAAUACUUCAAUCACUUGAUCAAAUUGGGCGUCGCUGGCCUAAGAGUGGACGCAGCAAAACACAUGUGGCCGGAAGAUCUGAAGAACAUUUACUCCCGGCUAGAUAAUUUGAAUCCUGAGUUCGGUUUUGCCCCAAAUUCUAAACCAUACAUUUUCCAAGAGGUAAUUUACUAUGGAAAUGAGGCUAUCCAUCCUGAAGAAUAUACUUCUUUCGGUGACGUGACUGAGUUCAGGGUGGGGGCUGAAUUGAAGAAUGUGUUCCGUGGGAAGAAUGCUCUCAAAUGGCUGGUCAACUGGGGCGAGCAGUGGGGGCUGGCUCCCAACAGUACCGCAUUGGCUUUUAUUGAUAACCACGACACCCAGAGAUCCAAUGAUGUGUUAACUUAUAAGGAGUCCAGGGCUUAUAAGGGUGCCAUAGCAUUCAUGCUGGCUCAUCCUUAUGGAGAACCUCGCGUGAUGAGCAGUUACUUCUUCUCAAACGACAAACAAGGACCACCGCAGGACGCCCAAAGUAAUAUUAUAAGUCCAUCCAUAAAUGCAGAUGAUACCUGUGGCAACGGCUGGGUCUGCGAGCACCGCUGGCGACAGAUCUACCAGAUGGUGGCAUUCAGGAAUGUCGCCAGAGACACCAGCAUCGAAAACUGGUGGGACAAUGGGAACAACCAGAUCGCUUUUAGCAGGGCCAACAAAGCAUUCAUCGCUUUUAACUUGGAGAAUAAUGAUCUGGUGCAGAAUUUGCAGACUGGUCUACCUCCAGGUGACUAUUGUGACGUCAUCACGGGUACCAGAAAAGGAAACUCGUGUACUGGUACCAAAGUGACGGUCGAUGGUGAUGGUAGAGCUAACAUAGUCGUGCCUGCAAGUGGUGAAGAUAUGCAUCUGGCUAUUCACGUUGGACCAGAGUCAUCACUACAAGCACCUACCGACCGACGUUUUAGUGGAAUAUCUAUUUCUUGGCAUGGGUAACUUAAAAACAUGGAAAAUUGACGAUCAACUUAAUGGACUGUUUUGCACAUAAUUAAGCUAAAAGCACAUCAGCAUUCUGUUAGAUAUUGUCAGUUGUUUAUGGAAUAAUGAUGAUUAAAAAUUCUGAUAUGCGCGCCGAAUUUUUCAAAGUAAACAUAACAAAUGUUGACUUUAUCUGUUCUAUGAUAGUGAUUAUAUUUUCUACUACUAUUCGGAAGAAUGCUGAUGUUCUUUCAACUUUCUAACUUUAAUUUUAAGAUAUUUACUCGUUUUAUAUAAGCUAUACCCGUCAUAAUAAAUUAAAUUAGACACGACACUGACUAUAAAAAAUUGUAAUGUAUGAGUCUAAUAUUUGUAAAUUAAAUGCGAAAUAAAGAUAAAGAUUGUAUUACUACCUACGUAA